Molecule: messenger RNA, 940 nt
Organism: Aptenodytes forsteri (emperor penguin)
Lineage: Eukaryota; Metazoa; Chordata; Aves; Sphenisciformes; Spheniscidae
Exons: 4
Coding region: 1-486 (161 amino acids)
Source: RefSeq, a predicted model, not a curated record
AUGUUACAGAAUGUAGAAAACAGCACCGUCUCCCUUGGAGCUAGGGAUACUCAUGCAGCAUCCCAGGUGAAGUACUGGGGCCAAACAGUCCUUGGCAAUGUUUACUUGGAAGCAGGGAUGGUACAAGCAGGAGCAAGCCCUCAGGAAGCAGCAGUCAUAAUAUGCUGUUUUCGUUUGGGCUUCUGGCACUUCUUGCCAGACAGUACACGUACUGGUGUGAAGAAUGUACAGAACCCCUGCUUCUGCAGGGCUGCUCUUUUCUACUUGUUGACAUGGCAGGUACCUUUAUCAGCUCAGAAACGGGGUGGGAACCAGCGUGAACUUGCCCGCCAAAAGAACCUGAAGAAGACUCAGGAGACCCACAAAGGGAAAAGGAAAGAGGAUAGCUUGUCUGCUUCUCAGAGAAAACAGAGAGACUCUGAAAUUAUGCAGCAAAAACAAAAAGCGGCUAAUGAAAGGAAGUCUCUGCAGGCAGGAGCAAAAUGAGCUGCCUGUAUGGAGAAGAUAAAAGUGCACCAGUGAAGCCGAAGGGCCUAGAAGAUCAUUCAUAAAAGUGUCCAGCCAUUAAAUGAUUAAAUGUCUAUCUUGCGGAGUUGUUCAACUAGCAGUAGUUUAGAGUAUUUUCUGGUUAGCAUAGGCUUAGUUGUCUGGACUUCUGUUUCAAAACUGACUACACUCUUCUGCAUGCAUAUGAAUAAAAGUACCAAGCAAUAGCUUUACUCCAGCUUUUGCUGUAUUUGUUGGUUUCACUUAAUGGUUUCGGUAACAAUGAAUUUCUGAAUCUACAGUAGACCAGAUUUUCUUGUCUUAAUUCUUGAAGUACGGCUUCAUUCAGAAUGGAACACACUUGUAAAAUGUGCUUAACCUUACAGAGGUCUGAACUGUAAAUCUCAUCUUAAAGUAUUUUUACAAUAAAAUGUUGCAUGAAGUACUGUCUAAU